AUGAGUCAAGCAAACUUGGGAAGAUUGGUGUCUGUUCGAGGAGGAGAAUCCAUUAUAGUAAACCAGCAGGAAACCUUCUUGACUGGUUCUGGAAGUUUAUGCAACAAGACAGACGCUGAUGCGCAAUGCUGCUUAUAUGUGGUCCAAGAUCAACAAGUUCAAACAGUCCUAGUUGAAUGUCUUGGAUCAAAGGCUAUACACGUCAAUAAUAGUCGUGUCUCUCGAGGUCAAAAGACAAUGUUGCAACAUAAAGACGAAUUGAACCUUUCAUCAGAUCACAUCUUCAUUUUCCAUUCAUCGGAAACCAGCACAUCCGGUACAGAAGAGGACAGUGUCAAUGCUAAAUAUGACAUCAAGGCAGCAUUAGGAAGAGGGAACUUUAGUACAGUCAAGCUGGCUGUCAACAAGGCUACUGGAGAACGAUGUGCGGUCAAGAUUGUCGACAAGAAACGAAUUCGAUUCAAUUCAAAGGCUCUUAAUGCUGUUGGUCGGGAAAUUGACAUUCUCAAAAGUCUGGAUCAUAUCAACAUCAUCAAGCUACGAGACUCAUUCGAUGAACAGAAUGUAUUGUAUAUAGUGCUAGACCUCGCCACCGGCGGUGAUCUUUUCGGAUAUGUACUGGAGCGAGAACGAUUGACUGGUCGUGAGGCUAGAGACUAUUUCGUGCAAAUGCUGAGUGCUAUUCAGUAUUGUCAUUCCAAGAAUGUGACUCAUCGGGAUCUGAAACCUGAAAACUUCCUGAUUCAGAAUCCUGUUGAAAAUGUACUAAAGCUAGCGGAUUUCGGAUCAGCAAGUGGUUCAACUUCGAAAGAAUUGAAUACUGUUGCUGGAACUCCAUUGUACAUGGCUCCAGAGAUCCACGAUAGUCAAACAUACACGCACCUCGUCGAUAACUACUCUCUUGGUGGUUGUCUCUUCUUCAUGCUCAGUGGCGAGUCUCCAUAUUCUGGAUUGGAGAACAAGCAAUUACAUGACGCUAUCAAGAUGGGUCGUAUCUCAUUCUCGCAUCCUGAGUGGAAGGGAAAAAAUUCGAAUGCAAUCACAUUAAUACAAGGCCUGAUGGAAGUAGAUCCUCAAAGAAGAAUGAGUUUGGAUGCUGCAUCGUCUCAUUCGUGGUUGUCGUCAUUUGAACAGCGAGCAGCUGUCUCUGUUACACCUGAUCACAACACGAUAGCUCAACUCAUCUCUAAAGCAUCAUGCACAAACAUAUCCAAACCGAGAUUCACUAUUGGUCGACAAGCGGAAUGUGAUCUUGUCCUAUCCAAUAUUCUUGUUUCUGGACAACAUGUAGUGAUUGAAUUCAAAGACGAUGGUGUCAUAACGUUGACAGAUACAAGCACUAAUGGUGUGAGAAUCAAUGGAGUGAGAGUUGAGAAGGGUAGUACUGUUGAGAUAAAGCAUGGCGAUACGAUAUCAUUGGAUCCAAACCACACAACCACUCUCUCAGAUCUAGUCUGGGUGUUCAAAGAGAUUCGUCGCCAGAACACCCCCCGGAAACGGAAAUUUGAAGAAUUGGAAUCAUCGCAAUCAGCUAAAAGCAUCAAGACCUCAUCAGCAUCAUUCAACCUCAUAUCCCUAUCAAAACGCUUCCCAUCCCUACAGAACUGCCACAAAACUUCAAUGCUCUUUGGCAGGCACGCUGAUUGCGACGUCCUCAUUGCAGAUUCUCGUGUAUCUAGUCGACAUUGCCUUCUCAGUCUCACAGAUGGUAAUCGAGUCGCUGAAUUGGAAGACUUGUCUUCUAAUGGCACGUUUGUGAAUGGUGUUGUUGUAGGACGUGGGAAUAAGGUAUCGGUGGAAAAUGGGAUGGUGAUUGCGUUGGUGAAGGAAGGUGAUAAGGUUACCAUUGGGUAUAGGUUGGCGUUUGCAUAG
Molecule: messenger RNA, 1872 nt
Organism: Synchytrium microbalum
Lineage: Eukaryota; Fungi; Chytridiomycota; Chytridiomycetes; Synchytriales; Synchytriaceae
Exons: 13
Coding region: 1-1872 (623 amino acids)
Biological process (GO): protein phosphorylation
Molecular function (GO): protein kinase activity; ATP binding; protein binding
Source: RefSeq, a predicted model, not a curated record